UGGCUCAAAUGGAGGUUGAUAUUAACCCUCCUUCUUGACUCACCCUCAUUUUGAGCCGGUCUCUCCUCUGGAAAAGACGCAGUAUUUCCCUCUCUAAAGAGUCACCGCAAUACUCCGUACACAGUGAAAUCCUCGGAUGUUAUGAAGAUGAAGAUCUUGGUGUUUCUGGUGCUUGUGGGAAUAGGCCCAUAUGGCGCGGCGGCAGGGACUCACUCUCUGCAGUAUUUCUACACUGUGUCCUCUGGAGUCCCAAACUUCCCAGAGUUUGUGACUGUUGGGUUGCUGGAUGAAGUUCAGAUGGAUCACUAUGACAGUAACACCAGGAGAGCAGUACCCAAGCAGGACUGGAUGAGCAGAGUCACAGAAGAUGAUCCUCAGUACUUGGAGAGGAACACUCAGAUCUAUAUGGGUUCCCAGCAGAUCUUCAAAGUCUACAUUGACAUUUUGAAGAAGCGCUUCAACCAAACUGGAGGUAUCCACAUGGUCCAGUGGAUGGUCGGCUGUGAAUGGGAUGAUGUGACUGAUGAGGUUAAAGUGUCAUGGCAGAUUGGCUAUGAUGGAGAAGACUUCAUAUCCUUUGACCUGGAGACAGGGUCAUGGAUCGCUCCUAAACCAGAGUCUGUCAUCACCAAACACAAGUGGGACCAAGACAAAGCUUGGAUAGCACAGACCAAGAACUACCUCACCCAGGAGUGUCCUGAGUGGGUGAGGAAGUAUGUGAACUAUGGGAAGAGCUCUCUGCUGAGGACAGACCUCCCCUCAGUGUCUGUCCUCCAGAAGUCUCCCUCCUCUCCAGUCAGUUGCCACGCUACAGGUUUCUACCCGGACAGAGCCGCGAUGUUCUGGAGGAAAGAUGGACAGGAGCUUCAUGACAACGUGGACCCCGGAGAGAUGCUCCCCAACCACGACGGAUCCUUCCAGAUGAGUGUUGACCUGGACCUUUCUUCAGUCCCAGCCGAAGACUGGAAGAAGUACCAAUGUGUGUUUCAGCUCUCUGGUGUGAAGGACAUCGUCAACAUACUGGACAAAGCAAAAGUCAGGACCAACAACGGAGAUCUCAGCCACAUUUACAUCAUUGUUGCAGUGGCUGGUCUCGCUCUCGCCCUCAUCGCUGUGAUUGGAGCUGUGGUUUACAAAAAGAAAAAGGCCAAAUGCCCUCAAUCUGACAACUGCUCUGAGCUCUCUGAGAAGCUGAAUCCAGAACCAAAAUAAAAACUCAACCCCCUGCACACGGUUUAUGGAAUAAUAUUGCACUGGAUCAAGGAGCAGUGCCACCAAAUUCUCCUCCAUAAACUUCAUUGGUUACUCAUGAUCAUAUCAUCCACUGAUUUUCAUUCAUUGCAAUACAGAGAGAACGCAUGUGAAAUUGAGCUGACACAUAAAUGUUCACAAUCGAUCAUUUGAUUUAAAAAAAGAAGUGGUAUUUCCUUUGACAACUACAUUGUUGCUUGGUAAAUCAAAUCGGGAUGUCUUUUUGAAUGAUGUGAACAGAAGCAAAAUACUGUAUUCAAAACUAUUGCUCUUUGGGUUUCUGCUAAAAUCAAUAUUGGUGUACAUAAAUCCACACAAACACACAGACAUCUACAGACAUACAUUUUCAUACACUCCCAGGGUGUGGCGAUGAUGAUGCAAACCUUGAGAUGACAGAUACAUGUCAACCAUUAGAGUUUUCUUUACCAUUUAAACUGAGAAAGCUCAUUUGUUUCUCCAGUUGAGUAACGUCACUAGAGGCAGUAGGGGAAAUCAAUCAUCGACACUUUUAAUAUCAUACAUCAUGAUAAACUGUACUCCACCUCCAACCCAGUUCAUGCUGGGAUGGACUUGAUUCCGAGUGACUCAGUGAGCUCAACUUGCAAAUGAAUCCAUUGAGUUUUUGUAUCACUGAGGUGAAUUAUACAUACAGCAUGAAAUUACCCUCACAAUGAUAGGUUGUAUCAAUGUCGCCGCCCCGGUUCACACACAUCCAUAUUUUCCACUUGUGUAAAUGUGCUUGUAUACGUUCUGAUUAUUAGAUGCAUUUAAUAAUUUAUGUUUUUGAAGUAUCGACUAUGAAUCAUUAGUUGGUUAUUUUGUGUUUAUUAUCAAUAUUUAAUAGGGUUUUAAAACAGAAUUGUUUUUUUGCUUGUUAGCUGAAUAUCUUUCAAGUAUUUCUGCUAGUAUUUAGGGACAAGGUUAAUUUUAUAAACAUACCGAUUGAACUGAACGUUAGAAAUCAUUUAUUGUUUUGGGUGAAGGGGUGAAUGUCAUAUUAAGUUGAACUGCUUUGUCUUUCCUUUCUCUAUUGCUGUUUUGCGUUCCAAUAAAGUACCAAAAUUUUCCAAAA
Molecule: messenger RNA, 2323 nt
Organism: Eleginops maclovinus (Patagonian blennie)
Lineage: Eukaryota; Metazoa; Chordata; Actinopteri; Perciformes; Eleginopidae
Product: class I histocompatibility antigen, F10 alpha chain
Biological process (GO): immune response
Cellular component (GO): external side of plasma membrane
Source: RefSeq, a predicted model, not a curated record